Messenger RNA from Melanotaenia boesemani (Boeseman's rainbowfish), 1321 nucleotides. RefSeq names its product CD209 antigen-like protein C. The coding region runs from base 151 to 897 and encodes 248 amino acids. Lineage: Eukaryota; Metazoa; Chordata; Actinopteri; Atheriniformes; Melanotaeniidae. The record is from RefSeq and is a predicted model, not a curated record. The transcript is spliced from 7 exons.
CCUCAAUAUGAGCUCCACAGGCCGAGGAUCGAAUAGGCAACCCUCAGACUACAAGACGACCAUUCUACCCACUGAGCCACAAAUAUCUACAUCCCAUAGAAGAAAGUCUAUACCCGGCAGUCUGGUCAAAAGCCAGCAUUCGUUCAAGCAAUGGAAGAAAUAUAUGAAAAUGUUGCCUUUGACAACUGUGCCUGCCCAGCUCCUGCAACAGAUCCCAGAGGCUCCAGCAGCUCUAAAAGGAGGGUUUAUUUGGCUGUUAUUCUCUGUCUGGGAGUCCUGAGUGUUUGCCUGCUGGCUGGACUCAUCGUCCUUGGUGUCCAUCAUCAUAUCUCGGGUGAGAUGGCUGCAGAUCUCUUCGCCAUCAAAAAUGAUCUGAGUGAGCAUCUUCAGGCCAGUAAGGACAAUCUGUCCUCCCUGACAGAAGAGAGAAACCAGCUAAAAGCCAACCUCAGUAAACUAACUGAAGAACUGAACAAGCUUAAACAUUUGUCCACACAAAAGAAAACAUGUCCUGCAGGAUGGAAGAUGUUCAGCUGUUCUUGUUACCUCUUUUCUACAACAUCUGGUUCCUGGGAUCAAGGCAGAGAAGGCUGCAGAGGCAGAGGAGCAGAUCUGGUGGUGAUAGACAACGAUGAAGAACAGGAAUUUCUCACUAAAUUCGCCAAAGGAAAAUGCUGGAUUGGUUUAAGUGACAAAGAAACAGAAGGAACCUGGAAAUGGGUGGAUGGAACUAACCUGACUCUAACGAACUGGGACACAAAUCAGCCUGAUAAUGGUGGUGGAGACCCUCAGUGGGGUGAGGAGGACUGUGUGGAACUUAGACCCAACAGGAACGCUUGGAAUGAUGUUAACUGUACAGCUUCUAUGUGGUGGAUCUGUGAAAAAAGACCAAUAUAAUCUGCUUAAAGGGAAUAUUUGUAAAUCUUUACAGCUAUAGCUAUCGUUUGUUUUGUUUCUACAGAAACUGUUACCAAAAAGAUGCAACUUUAAAACACAUUUAUAAACAUUUAGUAAGUGUUGCUUCAGAGCACGAAAUAUUCCUUCUUGUUCUCAAACAGAAUAUUUGUUUUUAGCAGCACAAUGAAUUCCUGCUUUAUUGUUGUUGUUUUUCAUGCUAUAUAAUAUCUUAUGCAUUUGAAUAGAAAGAUCUGAUGGCAUAAAUCAACUUACAUAUAUAAAAACUCACCACAUCAGGGUUUUAAAUUAUAUUUAAUUAUCAUAAACAAACCAGCUCUUCAACUUGCACAGUUUGUAAAACUGCUUAAGUUCUUGUGGCCAUUUGAUUCAUGCAGCAGUGUUGGAUUAAGAUUUAUGAGCUUUA